Penicillium malachiteum is the source of this 1347-nucleotide messenger RNA. RefSeq lists its product as uncharacterized. Bases 1 to 1347 code for a protein of 448 amino acids. The transcript is spliced from 2 exons. Gene Ontology annotation, biological process: transmembrane transport. Gene Ontology annotation, cellular component: fungal-type vacuole membrane. Lineage: Eukaryota; Fungi; Ascomycota; Eurotiomycetes; Eurotiales; Aspergillaceae. Gene Ontology annotation, molecular function: transmembrane transporter activity. The record is from RefSeq and is a predicted model, not a curated record.
AUGGAGGAGGUAGAACUCGCCAACUGCUCAGACCACACUGAAAAGGGGCUUCGUACACCCCCAGCGGGGUCAACAGACACUACGGACUUGUCGGAUGUUCACAAUGAUUCGCAACAACUCCCACCUAUGGACGGCGGUCUGGACGCCUGGCUGUUCCUCGCGGCAUGCUUUGUGAUGGAAGCUCUUGUCUGGGGAUUCGCAUUUACCUAUGGUGUCUUUCAAGAAUAUUAUAGUGCUCUCCCCGAGUUCGAGAAUUCUGGAAGCAUCGCUGUCGUCGGAACCUGCGCUAUGGGAAUCAUGUACCUCGACCUCCCUAUUGUCUUCGCUGCUUACAGACAAUGGCCCAAAUACCAGCGCCUCGGCUGCGGUGUCGGUGUUAUUCUAAUGUGCCUCGCUCUCGGACUAAGCUCCUUCUCCACAAACGUCACCCACCUUAUCAUAACCCAGGGAAUCUUCUACGCAAUCGGCGGUAGCAUCGCUUACUCACCUUGUAUCCUCCUAAUGGAAGAUUGGUUCAACAAGCGCAAAGGUCUCGCAUUUGGUGUUAUGUGGGCUGGUACUGGACUCGGUGGUGUCAUCCUUCCUAUUGUGAUGGAACGCCUGUUAGACAAAUACGGAUUCCGAACUACAUUGCGCGCCUUUGCCGUCGCUCUCUUCUUGCUUACCGCACCGCUGGUUUACUUCGUUAAGCCGCGUGUUCCAGUUGCUAAGAACCACAAGAGUCCUCCACCACCUGAUCUCCGCUUUAUCAUGACUUGUACCUUUGCGCUCUUCGAACUCUGCAAUACCAUUGAAGCACUUGGAUUCUUCUUGCCAUCGCUCUAUCUCCCCACAUACGCGGGUAUGCUCGGGGCUUCGAGCAGUCUCCAAGCGCUAACUGUUAUCCUUUUUAACGUUGCAUCUGUCGUGGGCUGUGUGCUUAUGGGUGCGAUUAUUGAUAAACUUGAUGUGACGGUUUGUAUCGUUGUUUCUACUAUCGGGUCUACCCUUGGCGUCUUUUUGAUUUGGGGUUUCUCCAUGUCCCUAGCUCCUCUCUUCAUCUUCUCCAUUGUGUAUGGUCUCUUUGCGGGAUCGUAUACGAGUACCUGGCCUGGUAUUAUGCGCGAUGUCGUUCGCAAGAAGGCAUCCGCGGAAUCGAGUAUGGUCUUUGCUUGUCUUGCUGCGGGUCGAGGUAUUGGGAAUAUUAUCUCCGGUCCACUAAGUGAGGCACUUAUCAAAGGGUUGCCGUGGGAGGGACAGGCCGGCUUUGGAUAUGGAAGUGGCUAUGGGAGUUUGAUUGUCUUUACGGGAGUGACGGGGGUUGUGGGAGGUGGAAGUUAUGUCGCAAGGUGCUUGAAAUGGAUAUAG